GACUCCUAGCGGAGCGGGGAGGGGGAGGGAGGUUUGCUUCGGAAGAGCCCUCCCCCUCUCGCCCCGCGACUCCUCACUCCUCCCGACGCCUCCGGACGGUCCAGCCGCUGGUGUCGCCGUGUCAGGCCAGGGGAGGAGGUGGCGGCAAGGUCGCAGUCCCGCCCGCCGCCGCCCCCGCCCGCUCCGAGUGCUUCCAGCCCCACGCGUCACCCGCGGCCUGCGCUCCCGCAGCUCCGGCGCCGCAGCGCGGAGCGGGCGCCCAGGGCGAGGGGCCGGGCGGAGGCGGAGGCGCGGACGCGGGCGGCUCCCAUGAGACACGCGCGUGGCGGCUCGGUCCCCAGGCCCAGGUGAGCCGGCGCCAUGGGGCAGGCGAGCUGCAAGGGGCUCUACCAGUCGCUGUUCGACUACAAGACCGAGAAGUAUGUCAUCGCCAAGAACAAGAAGUUGGGUGUUCCUAGUGAAGAAGAGUUACCAAGACACCGACACCUCCCUGCAGAGCAGCAUCAUCACCAAAGUCAAGGGCGUGAUCUUCACCAACACCUCGGAGCUGGGGGAGCGGCUCUGGGAUGUUGCUGACUACGUCAUCCCACCCCAGGUCUGCACCCCGGCUGGCCGGGCUGGGACCCAGGGACCUCCAUUGUCUCCCGUGGCCCAGAACAGCUGCCAGGGGGGAGAACGUCUUCUUCGUCAUCACCAACCUGGUUGUGACCCCCAACCAGCGCCAGGAAACCUGUGCUGAGAAUGAAAGCAUUCCUGACGCUGUGUGCUCCGAGGACAGUGACUGUCCUCCUGGGGAGCCUGUCGUGACCGGAAAUGGAGUGAGGACUGGCCGCUGCCUGCGGGCAGAGAACAUGCAAAGGGGCACCUGCGAGAUCUUCGCCUGGUGCCCAGUGGAAACAAGGUCCAGGCCAGAGAAGCCUCUCCUGGGCAAGGCUGAAGACUUCACCAUUUACAUAAAGAACUUCAUUCGUUUCCCUAAAUUCAACUUCUCCAAGACCAAUGUGCUGGACACCAAAGACAGAGCUUACCUGAGGUCCUGUCGGUUUGGCCCCAAGGACCCCUACUGCCCCAUCUUCCGACUGGGGUCUGUGGUCAGCUGGACGGGGAGCGACUUCCAGGAGAUAGCCCUGCAGGGCGGUGUGAUAGGGAUCCAGAUCGAGUGGGACUGUGAUCUUGACAAAGCUCCUUCUGAAUGCAACCCUCGCUAUUACUUUAGCCGCCUGGACCGCAGGUUUCCUGGAAACUCUGUCUCCUCGGGGUAUAACUUCAGGUUUGCCAAAUAUUACCGCGAUGAAGCCGGGGUGGAGUUCCGCACCCUGAUCAAAGCCUACGGGAUCCGCUUUGAUGUCCUGGUGAAUGGCAGGGCAGGGAAGUUCAACAUCAUCCCCACAAUCAUCAACGUGGGCUCAGGGGUGGCACUCAUGGGUGUUGGGUCUUUCUUCUGCGACCUGAUACUCAUCUACUUCAUCAAAAAGAGCCACUUUUACAGAAACAAGAAAUUCGAGGAAGUACGGGUUCCCAACCACCCUCUGUGUGCCCCUCACCACCCACACGCAGGUCUGGCCACCCGGGGAAUGGAAAGGUGACCGUGGAGCAGCUGCAGAACCUGCAGACAGUGGAGGCGUAGCCAGAGGCAGCUGAGAGCAGAGUUAGUGAAGACGUCGGGCAGAACUGGCUGAAGCUCUGAACGGGAAGAGCGAGGAGCCUCUGUGUCUGCAUGGACUGGGGCUUCCAGGAGCCACCAUCCCUCCUGCACUUUGGGAUCUUACUACCAGCUUUCUGUUGUGUGUGGGGGAGGGGCAGGCCAGGGUGUAAAUGAUACUAGGUGUUUUCAUGUUUUCUGAGAACCUAGUUGGACAUUCAUUCACUCAUUUAUUCAUACAUGCAGUAAACUCUUUUUGCUGUGGGCUGGCCCCUAUCCAAGAGAUGCUUAAAUGAGACCCUGACCUGGCCCUCAGGGAGCAGAGCAACCGUGUAAUUCCCUCUAGAGACAACAGACUCACAGCCAGGCUCAGCCAUUCUGGCCUUCCUCCAGCCUCUAGUUCACUUUCACUGAGGGGAGGCAGGGAGGCCUCACUCCAGUCUGACCUGCCCAGCCGGAGGCUCUGGGCAUAGCAUCUCAUGGGAGACACUGUGGUUUGGCUCUUGCUGUUCUGUGGGGUUGGGUGUCCUUGCCCAGCUCCCCUUCCUCUCUCCUCAAAGGCUGGCUGGGUCUGAAGGGGUAAGGACAGGGUGCUCACUCAGCAGGUGGGAGCAGUUGUUAGGGAGGCCCUCACCCCUCACCCUCCUUCCCCACCCCACCCUGCUGCUCCCUCCCUUACUGUCUGUAGAGCUUCUCUCCUCAAGGUGUGGUCCCUGGGCCAGCAGCCUUGGCAUCACCCGGGAGCUUGUUAGCCCUUCCCUUCCUCCUAAAUCAGGGCCUGUGUUGCAAUGGGGCUCCCGGGGGACUCGCGUGCUCCUUACACUCAGAAGCCCUGCAAGGGUGGGGAGCUCUGCAAAGCCUGGUUCUGAGGGAGGAAAGAGCCAGCUUCGGUGGGUGGCGCCAAUUUCCAGGCCAAACUUACUAGUGCACACAUUCUCCCUUGAAACUACAGGACCCCCCUUCCUGCCCAGGGAAAGGAGCAUUACACUCAAUUCAUUUAAAUCAAAAUAUUUUAACUAGGCAACACUUAUAUGAUUCAAAAUUUUAAAGGUACAAAAGAAUAGCAAAAGCUUCCCUCCCACCUGUUCUUGAGGCCACCUGUGUUACCAAUUCCAAGAGGCUCCCUCGUUUUCAAACUGAGAAUCCACUUGUUACUCAGGACGUGAACUUUUCCUCAUGCCUGCAGCAUCAGACCACGUCUCCUGUCAGAAAGGGACACGAUGGAAUCGGCUGGGAGCCAGAGAGCUUGCUUCUCCCUCCCCGUGUCUGGGAGCCCCUGUGUAAACCCAGGGGGAGAGGCCUAGAACUCUGCUUCAACUAUGGCCGCAAAGGCCUGCAGUGCCCGUUGCACAGCUGCCAGGACACUGGGGCGCUCCUCUCUGGAAGUGCUCCCUCAGGUCUUUGGAGAGGGUCAGAAGGGGCUGGAAGGUUUCUGGUGAGGCUCCACCACCAGGGAGGAAGGUUGUGGUCCCUGCAACAGGAAGCCUUUUGGAGCAAGCAGCUCCCUCCCCGUGGGCUGCCUGGUAACCAGUCCACAGCCCACCUGCUCUCUGAAUAGAAAGUGAAAAAUCGCCCUGACCGGUUUGGCUCAGUAGAUAGAACAUCGGCCUGCGGACUAAAGGGUCCCAGGUUGGAUUCCAGUCAAGGGCAUGUGCCUUGGUUACAGGCACAUCCCCUAGUAGGGGGUGUGCAGGAGGCAGCUGAUCGAUGUUUCUAACUAUCCCUCGCCCUUCCUCUCUGUAAAAAAAAAAAAAAAAAUUAAAAAAAAAUUUAAAAAAAAUAUUUUUUUUAAAAGUGAAAAAUUGGGCGAUCCAUUAUGAUAUUUCACUUCAUCACUAAAGCCAACUCUUGGAUUGGGUAAUGUAGCCUCUUUUAUGUUUAGCAGGAAGUAACAAGGGCAGGGGCAUGGCUGCUCAGGGUUGAUCUGGUUUCUCUUAACCUAUUUUUGGAAUUGCUUGGCAGGAGCCAUAAAACAUAGCAACAGUUGUACUGUUUAUUUUAUAUUGGAAUGAAAAUGUCCUCCUACACUAUUCGGUCAGUAAAUAUUUAUUGAAUA
Myotis daubentonii (Daubenton's bat) is the source of this 3698-nucleotide messenger RNA. RefSeq names its product purinergic receptor P2X 5 (gene P2RX5). The record is from RefSeq and is a predicted model, not a curated record. Gene Ontology annotation, biological process: calcium ion transmembrane transport; response to ATP. NCBI's taxonomy places the organism in Eukaryota, Metazoa, Chordata, Mammalia, Chiroptera, Vespertilionidae. Gene Ontology annotation, molecular function: extracellularly ATP-gated monoatomic cation channel activity; ATP binding; purinergic nucleotide receptor activity. Gene Ontology annotation, cellular component: plasma membrane.